AUGCGCUUAUUUUGGAGGCCGCCUGUGGGACCGCUGGCAAAGCGAGGUUUCCACAACCUCCAUGCCUUUGACAUGUCUAGUAAAAUGCUUGACGUUGCCAAGCAGAAGAAUAUCUAUAAGAAGUUGAUGUGUAUUAGACUUGGUCCAGAGGGACUGGAUAUCCCUGAUGACACGUACGAUGCGGUCAUGAUGACAGGGGCGGCGGGUUUAGCUCAUAUCGGGGGAGAUUGCUUGGGGGAAUUCAUUCGCAUUGUCAAACCAGGUGGUUAUGUGGUGAUGGACACCAUUCUUAAACACCUUGUCGGCAUUGAAUACAACGGCAGGAGCUGGGAUGAAACACUAGACGACUUCCUCAUGGCUGGACGCUGGGUCACGGUGACCAGACGACAGAUAGAGAACUCGUUCAACACAAACGAGGGCAUGCAAUACGCCUUUCGGGUGAAGUGACUGUGGUUUAGAAGCCACCCUAUUUCAACCACGCCAGACAUGAGCGCAAAAAGCAGGGUGGACCUAUGGGGAUUUUCCUGUGGCUUUUGCUUCUGAAUGGUUACACCCAUAAACAUACACAUACGCUUAAAAUGUGCUUUAUUGCUUGGUGAAAACAUUUGUUGUGAUCAACUGAAGUCAGGAUCAACUCAUAAGCGGGAUUUAUAUGCUUAAAGUACUUAGAACAUUGGGUUGUGUAUGUUUUAUAUGUAUGUGAAUAGGCAUCCAUUGCUUAUAGGGUGAAUAAAUAUGCUGAACUUCAAAAUUCAAUUUCUCAAACUAUCAGUAUCUUAAUAGAAUAGGCAUACGUUAACAUUUAAGAAAACUGUAUUAAUACAUGACCGAGACAGUUACAUGCUACAAUUCUUGUUUUUUCACUUGCAGAGUGUGUACAUCCUUUUUAAUACAGUGUAGCAAUUCCAUUACGUUAAGCAUGCCCCAGAAUUGUAAGACAUGGCUUUUUAGAUAGAUACAUAUGGGCAUUACCCAAUAAAUUUAAAAUAUGAAGAAGGUAUUAACA
Messenger RNA from Lingula anatina, 1006 nucleotides. RefSeq names its product methyltransferase-like protein 27. Gene Ontology annotation, molecular function: S-adenosylmethionine-dependent methyltransferase activity. The record is from RefSeq and is a predicted model, not a curated record. NCBI's taxonomy places the organism in Eukaryota, Metazoa, Brachiopoda, Lingulata, Lingulida, Lingulidae.